Molecule: messenger RNA, 1197 nt
Organism: Cylindrotheca closterium
Lineage: Eukaryota; Bacillariophyta; Bacillariophyceae; Bacillariales; Bacillariaceae
Source: the annotation of a GenBank genome assembly
AUGGGUUCACGUCGGAUUCCGGCAACCUCUUCAUAUUUUAAGGAUUUGCAAUUUUGGGAUCUCUACACCAUUACUACGGUCAUCAGAAUGCAGCCCAACAAGAAAGAAGUCAAGAAGGCAGCUACCACUGCUUCAAAGGCAAAGGCCAACGCCACUGCCAAUGAUCUUACACAAGACGUCAGACCAUAUGACAUUCUUUGUGGCAGAAGCAAAACAUGUUUCAAUAACAUCGGAAACCGUCGCUUCCGCAUUACAAUUGGCAUGAACGUGAAGAAGUAUGAUUUGCUUGCCAACCGAACUGAACGAGGAAAGUUCAUUGUUGAACUGUCUCGCACACUCCGAGAAGAGGCUGGCUACCGCUUUUUUCGCGUCUCAAAGAAGAACGGAAAGGUCGAACUAUCAGACGACGAAAUCCGAGCCAAGAUCGGCCACGCACUUCGUGACCUGUCUAUCACUCAAGCUAACGCAGCUGAAGCGGCGGCUGCCAAGUCUGUGACCAGUUAUGAAGAAACCAAGAAGUUCACCCCAACCAUCAAGUCAGAAGCCAAGGUUGUGAGUCCUGAUGCACAAGUGCGCAGAGUCACAAACGAUUUCCACACCGACAGCAAUGGCAUGCUUAUGCCCAUUCCACAGUGUCCCGAUCUCCAAAAGGAUGCGAUCAUCGACAGCUCCGAGACCUCACAAGAAAUUCCCAAGAACAUCUACUUUUCUCCACAACAAGACUUGCUUCCUGGAUCCGAGGUAGCACCACAGUCCCCCAAGAUUCUUUUUAUCGAAUCAAAUUUUACAACAGAACAAGAAACUUCGAUUGGCAAGCCAAUUCCAAUUGAACAAGAUUCUUCUUCUGAGAGUUCUGUUCACAAGGACAAGGAAGUUGCCUGUGACGACUAUCAUCUGAUGCCUCUCAACUUCGAUGAGCAUGACGACCAUGACACCGAUAUGUUGGAACCAAUUCCCUUGGAUAUGCUUCCAGAGUAUUAUGCCGACUCGUUCAACAAAAAUCCAUUCUACAUGGAUCAUGGUGAAGAUAAUGACAACAGCGAAGAGAUUUGCAACAAAAUCCGCAAAAUGCAAGGUUUCCCAUCCUUCGCCUCCCGCAAACAUGAAACCAUGUCUGCGGGAUCGGCAGACGAUCACAUGAUUACUUCAGACGACGCAGUCGGUUACCUAGCAAUGGAUGUGUCGAUUCUUGCUUGA